AUGGAGCUCUUGCCAUGUCGGUCCCAGUUCCAGACGACGAAACUAUCGAAGAUGACCGCAUAUGCCACUCUUUCCGGACGAAGUGGCUCAAGUAGAGACACACACACAGACGGAGUGAUCCAGAAUGUCGACGAGGAACUAAAUAUGUGUAUUAUGGACAAGCAGGAAACCACAAGCGAUUCUACCAAGAAAACCAAACGAACCGCUCGAGACACUAGUGUGGCGAAGCGCGGUGAACACUCUGCCGACAAAGGGGGCGUAUAG
This is a messenger RNA of Phytophthora nicotianae INRA-310, 264 nucleotides long. RefSeq lists its product as hypothetical. Bases 1 to 264 code for a protein of 87 amino acids. The transcript has 3 exons. Lineage: Eukaryota; Oomycota; Peronosporomycetes; Peronosporales; Peronosporaceae. The record is from RefSeq and is a predicted model, not a curated record.